Molecule: messenger RNA, 5498 nt
Organism: Pogona vitticeps (central bearded dragon)
Lineage: Eukaryota; Metazoa; Chordata; Lepidosauria; Squamata; Agamidae
Source: RefSeq, a predicted model, not a curated record
AUGGAGGAUGUGAAAGUGAUGGCCACAUAUUUUUGCAUCUGGGACCAAGAGGGAGACCAACAAGAAACGAUCAGGGACAACACAUCAGUCAUCAGCAGUGACAUUAAACUAUUCAUAUCAGAGCCUGCACCAGAUGAGAGAUUUUUUUUUGGAUCUUCUCCUGAGAAAAGUGUUCCUGUGGAUAGUGAAAGCUCAGCUUUGGUAAAGACCACCAGCAAAAAUGGCUUUGAAAUGGACCGAUCCAGGUUGGAAAACAAUGCAGGCCUUUAUGUCUCCAAUGGAGCCCAGAACAGUAAUAAGCAAGAACCAUCUUGGACUCAAGCACAGUAUAUUGCGACCGUGGACACUAUAGCGAGUUGCGACACGGUACCCGAUGACCUCAGUCAUCCUGUCGUAACUUCCAAACAGCAGGGCAUUCUAGCUCCUAUAGCUGUGCAUGAUAUGCAGAAGGAAAGAAGAAAAGCAUGUAGAGAAAAGUCCUAUGAGGCCAACAAGGUAAAAACAGAUCAAGGCACUCUGUGUGCUAAAUAUCUAUCCAAAGGAGAUUUCCAGAGGGCCUUGGCAUCUCCAGAACCUAAAGUUACAGAGGAUGAUUUAUCAUCAAUGCACGAACAGUUACAGAAACUUCUUUAUGUGGAAGAAGACUGGGCCCGUGACUUGCCUUGCACAAUCUCUGAGGCUGAGGAUCCAGCAGCUGUGACUGAUACUGCCAAGGAGGUCAGGGGAUGGAACAUAACUAGUGAUGGAAGGGGCGGGCAGCAUGUGCCAGGAAAUUCAGCAGAAGAUAAUCAGCUUGUCACAGAAUUGGCAUCAGCAAUGGAAGUCCACAGUGAUUCGAACAGCCUGCUAAAAACAGACGAAGUGUGUAACGGUACAUCCACGGGGCAGUGUUCUUUUGCACUUUCUGUAGAAACAGAUGCUAGGCGUCUGUGCUCUGCCUUGAGAUGUGAAACAGAAAAGUCAUCUGAUCAUCUUCUACAGAGUAAUCUGCAAAAGGAAAAAGAUCCAGAGAAUAAGUAUAAUGGAAUGCAGCUUGAUCAUAGAGGGUCUGUUCAGCCAUUAAGGUAUCGCGAAGGAAUGAUUAUAUCUAAUAAUGCAUUCCAGUCUUGUCAAGCAGAAUCUUCCUACAGAUUUGUGGAAGGCUCAGGCGGUCCUUUAAAACAAAACCAAGAGAUUUCAUCAGACCUACCUGUUUAUUAUCUUGGCCAGUUGCCUUCUGUUAAGCAGCACAUUCGUCGCAAAAAUAGCCCCAUAGUAAAGCAAUCUGGUGAGAUGCCUAUGAGAAAGUCUCAAGCCGCACUUCAUCAGUCAAGAAUAAACGAGGGUACUAAGCUUGCUGAGCUUUCACUGAAAGAGGAUUUGUUCAGUAAUUUCUCUGGCAAAAAUACAGAUCAAUUUACAAGUGAAGAACACUCUUCAGUUGCAACCGUCAGUAAAAGCACUGAAGAAAAAUUUCAGGAGAAAGGAACUGAAUCAGAAUGGAAUGAACCGAGCAACAGCAAUAGUAGCAUUUACCAUGCUUUGAAAAAUAAUGAUAGUAAAAAUGUUCAGAUUGUAGAUGAUGCACAGAAUUACAGUUACCACAUGCAAGAACCUAAUUCACAUAUAGCCACUGAUUCUAAAGUUUACCAGGAUGAGCCAGAAGUUAGUGGCCCAAAUAACAAAGCGAGGAAAGAGGAACCAGUAUUCACAGCAUCAUACAAGGUUAGAUUCUUCACUGAAGUUCUGUUACAGAUAAAGAAUGAUAAAAACAGUAUGAAAGAAGAACAUAGGGAGUCUGGAGAAAGUUCAGGACCAACUGCAGUAGAGUCCAAACAUGUCUUAAAGAUGCCAUCAUGUUCUCAAUCAAGAGCAUCAGAAAAUAAUUCUAGCACUGCUGGUCAUUUUUGCAGCAGUGAUAAAGGAUUGGAUUUUACGAGCUUUCCAUCUCAGCCUUAUGAAUUAGCUGCUUUAAAUGUGGUACAGCCUUCAAGUAUUCUUAAAAAUGAGUGUAGAACAGACCAGGACAGUCAGGGUGGUAAGAACACGGUAGACAAUGAAAAACAAAUGUACAAAAGUGGUAAUGCAAAUGUGCUUGGGAUAGUUGGAAGUCUGCUGCAAACUGAGCCCCUGGAAAAUAAAAUUAAAAAAGACAGGGGCACAGAGAUCUCUGAACUGUGGCAGGGCCAGCACCAGCGUGUCGAAGAAGGAAGCAGAACACAGGCAGUCCAGUAUGAGGGAGAAAGACAAAUGUCAGUUGUACAUGAUAUUGAGGAAGCUACAGUAGAACCCUAUAUGAGGGCUCUGAUUGAUAUAGAACAAGCCCCUUCUUGGCACGAUGGUAUUAAACUUCAACAGGAUGAGUACGAAAAGGUGGAACAAGAAAAAGAAACCCUGUGUAAAAGGGAUGCCAGAGAAACUGAAAAAUCCAUUGAGUGUCACCUAGAGGAGGCUGAAAUAGAGCCAUACAUGAGGGCACUGAUUAACUCAAAUCAGACGCAUUCUUGGCACGAUAGUCCACACUUUGUACAUUCAUCGACGGACUUCGCUGAUGAGGAAUUGGGUGUGGCUGCAAGAGGAUUAGUGGGAGAGUGUACAAUUACAUCUAGAAACCACAAUCGAGCUGCAGCAUUCAAGGAUGAUGAGAGGCAAAUCCUAAACUCACCAGAGUGUGCAAUGGGAACAUCAAGCAGCACCUCGUCUUCUGUUUCUGAGAACAGACGUCACUCUGAGGAACAGUUGGCACAGGUCAAAAUUCAGCAAGGCACUGUAGGAGCAGCAGCAGAAGAUCUAUGCAUAUUAAAAGCAGAGAAGACAAAGCCACAGGCUGCUUCCAAACUCCACAAGGCACCCUCCCCUCAUAGUAGUGCUGAAGAUGUGAAGCGCAAGCAGGAAAUGGUCAAGAAGAAGGUCAUGCCCAAGGGUCAAAUUAAGAGACAGCGCAUAGAAACAAAGGAAAAUGUUUUCAACAAUACCAGCUGUGUUAAAAAGAAUUCAAAGGCGGAGGCUGAUUUAAGUCAGAAGGAAGAUAAAAAAGAACCACGGAAACUGACUUGCAAGAAAGACAGCAAAGCCCCCCUAUUGCUGAAGAAAAUCGAAGCAGAACCAUUCCUUGAUUCUUCUGGAAAUAUCAAAUUGUGCUGCCAGUUUGGUGAAAUCUGCGAAGAAUCUGUCAUUACAUGGACUAAGGACUCGAAGCUACUUGCCCGAGUGCACAGAAGUGCAGGAGAUGACUUUCCAGUAUCAUUGGCAAUAGUUCAAGCUGGGGAAAAAGACCAAGGAAUGUAUCAGUGCUGUCUGAAGAAUAUGUAUGGAAAAGCAACUGCAGACUUUAACCUGACUGCUGAAGUGUUAGAGCAUCUUUCCAGUUUUCAAGAUGUUGAAGGCUUGGAAGAGAUUGAAUUCCUACAACUUAUGUUCAGAGACGAUUUCAUCUGUGACAGUUACUUGAGUAAGAGCCUCCAUGGGCGAAUUACAACAGAAGAGUUACAUUUUGGGGAGGGGGUGCACCGAAAAGCUUUCCGAAGCAAGGUCAUGCAAGGCUUAGUGCCUGUGUUCAGCCCUGGCCAUCCCUGUGUUCUUAAAGUGCACAAUGCCAUUGUCUAUGGGACCAAGAACAAAGAUGAACUCGUGAAAAAGAAUUACAAAUUAGCAUUGCAGGAAUGUUAUGUUCAAAACACAGCAAGAGAGUAUGCCAAGAUAUAUGCAGCUGAAACAAAACCCCUAGAAGGCUUUGGAGAGGUACCUGAAAUCAUUCCUAUUUUUCUUGUACAUCGACCCAAGAAUAAUAUUCCUUAUGCAACAGUGGAGGAAGAGUUAAUUGGAGAAUUUGUGAAAUAUUCUGUCAAGGACGGGAAAGAAAUAAACUUCAUGAGAAAAGACUCAGAAGCUGGCCAGAAGUGUUGUACAUUUCAGCAUUGGAUAUACGAAAGAACCAACGGCAGCUUGCUUGUAACAGAUAUGCAAGGUGUAGGAAUGAAACUAACUGACGUUGGCAUAGCAACACCAGCCAAAGGGUACAAAGGUUUCAAGGGUAAUUGCUCCAUCUCCUUUAUCGAUCAAUUCAUGGCUCUCCAUCAAUGCAACAAAUACUGUGAGAUGCUGGGACUGAAACCCCUUCAAAGCAGUAAUCAGAAACAGAGGAAACCAGCAGCCCCCAGAAUCAAGGCAUUGCCGAGCUCAAGUACUGUCAGGAAAACUGUGGCCAGCACUCCGAUUGCCAAGAAAACAUAGGGAAUUCGGCUUCCUUCCAAAAGAAAUAAACAUACUUGCAAAUAGGACCUCUCUUGAAAUGUAUGCUCUAACUUUUUGUAGAACUCAGAGCUCCAGCAAUAGUGCUCUAUCUGAGCAUUCAACCGCCGUGCAAAGAGCUGCACAAAGACAAUGGGGGAGUGGGAUAGCCUGAGACAGACAGAAAGCCCUUCCAGUUUUUAAAAGAUCUGCAGCGCCCCAAUACCAGUGUGUAUUGUACGAAUAGACUUGGGUUUUGUAAGGGGAGGGUUUGCACAGUCUUCGAUUGGGAGGUCUUGUUGGAGAAAUUGUGUUUACUAGAUUUCUUCCGUGUCAUUCAGCUGCUAUGUUUGUACAUGACUAUAUGUAGGAUGUUUUAACCCAUAUGAAGUGAAUAGGUAUGUCUCACACUGUAGUACAGCAAGAGUAUGGGCAAAUCCGCUUCACCUGCAUCUUUACUUAAAAGAUGCCAGCUGCUCUUUGUAGACCUUUCUGAAUGUUUGCUUCUCACAUUAGCACAAAAGAUGGCAGAUGCCAUGCGUAGACAAGGAAUUGACCUGUGGACCUUAAUUUCAUUUUAAACUUUCUUUGCCCUAGUAGUCAAUACUGAUGGCUAUGUCAAAUAUACAAUAUAGUAUUAAAUAAAACACAACAACAACAGUGUUAUUCAUCAGGUGACCUGUGGGCUGUAUUUAGAGAGCCCCCACCUUUCUUCGCCUCCCAAUAUCCUUAAUUCAAAAUCAGAAGUAACAGGCUGGCUGCUUUGAGUUUCAGAAAAACAGUUGUCCACAGGAAUCCAGGGGGUGGGAAAUGUGGUAGGAGCAAUUCCUGGACCCUCCUAAGAUGACCCUCCUUACCUAGGCCUUGCAGGAAGGGCUGAGCGUUGCUUGUUCCGGAUUGGCUGUAAAUAAGGUGUUCGUGCUGUGCAGGUACUAUAUGUGGUUGUUAAUGGUCUGGCACCAUUUUCUUUCAUAGCAUUUUGAAACAUUUUCACAUGUAAGAAUUGCUCUUGUAGUUACUCUAGCUAUGUAUCCUACAUCUCAGUCAUUUCCUGACUGUUUUUACGUCAGUACCGAUGAAUUAGAACAAUGGUUUUGUGAGCUUCCCCUGCUCCAUAGAAGAGGACGCUGGAAAUCUCAAAUCAAGAGGAUUUAUUGUAACAGGUGAAACCAUUUCAUCCAACUGUCCAAAAUCAGUUUCCUUAUCUGCUAGGGCAACUACUUUAAACUCCUUUUCUCUAGUAACCCCUAAUCUCUCCCCCCUUUACUUGAAUAAGAGGGUUUUCAAGG